Ectocarpus sp. CCAP 1310/34 is the source of this 4460-nucleotide messenger RNA. The record is from the annotation of a GenBank genome assembly. Lineage: Eukaryota; Phaeophyceae; Ectocarpales; Ectocarpaceae.
AUGCGCGCGGCCUUAGCUCCCUCGACCAAGGCUGGCGGUGUCGGCGGCGGCUCGGGUACCAACCACAUCUUUCGCUAUCCGCAACACUGCGCAGCAGUAGCCCCUUCCGGCAGCGCUUGGAGCCGCAGAAGCGCGUUGACACCCGGCCGUGCGGCUCCCCGAAGAGGAGGGUUGGAGUCGUCUUCCGCCGGUGUCGGUGUAUUGAGUAUGUCUGGCGGAGGCACCGACGGGGGGCCCGCCGGGGCGCAAGAUAAGAGGAAGUCCUUUUCCCCGGAGGAAGGAGUAUCCAAGGGCGGGGUGGAGGGCGACAGCAAGGUUAAGGUGCCCUGGGUGUCCUGGGUGUCCCUGGCGAUGCUGCUACUGGUUUACAUCAGCAAUCAGUGGACUAGGAGCCUCGUUUACUACGUGCAGAACUUCGAUGUGGCGACGACCGAAGCUACCGCCAAGGAGUUCAUGAACGUCAGCCUCGGGUUUGACGAGACUCAGUACGGGUUGCUGGCAUCAUUUAGCUUCACCCUGCUCUUCAGCACCUGCAGCCUCAUCGCCGGCCGCGCCGUAGACGUCGUCAGCCGCAAGACGGCGACCGUGGCGUCGUGCCUGGUCUGGUCCGCGAUGGCCGCGGGCACCUCUGUCGCCAACGGCUUCCCCACCGUCUUUGGGCUCAGGGUUCUGCAAGGCUCUGCCCAGGCAUUCACGACGCCGGCCGCCUACACGAUGAUCAGCGAUCUGUUUCCGGCGUCGGUUCGAGGGACAGCGAACUCCAUCUACUCGUCCGGGGUGUACUUGGGGGGAGCGUUGGCGAGCUUGUCUUUGCUGCUCAACGGCGCGAUCGGAUGGCGCGACAGCCACCUCGUGGUGGCAGCCGUAGGCGUGGCCGUCGCCGUCCUGUCGGCCCUCCUCAUCCAGGAGCCGGCGAGGGAGUUCCCCACUGCCGGUGAACCCGGCGCGGGGGACAACACCGCCGCUACGGGUGGUGACAAGGGUGGCGGCGGUGCGGGAGAGGAGUCGGAAGAGAGGGAAUCGUUUCAGGAGGCCCUGGGUAUCGUUUUCAAGUCCAACACGGUCAGGCUGGUAUUCCUGGCAACGGCCUUCCGGUUCUGCGCUGGCUUCGGCAUUGGGGUGUGGUGUGCCCCCUUCUUCCGAGGGCGUUUCCCGUCCAACUCUUCUGAGUACGCCGUCCUCAACGCCUUCGUCGUGGCGGGCGGAGGCCUCCUCUCGUCGUUCCUAGGGGGCGUCGUUUCGGACAAGUACUCUGUCGAGGACCCGCGGGUGCGUGCAUGGGUGCCGAUGGCAGGGUGCAUCCUCGCCAUUCCGUGCUGGAUCGGGGUCGUCACCGGGACCAACUUCUAUGUUUCGCUGGCCUUCCUGCUGGCGGAGUACAUAGCGGCGGAAUGUUGGUUCGGUGGCACGGUGACGAUACUGCAGGAGGGCCUUCCGCCCAACGUGCGAGGCGUUGGCCAAGGGGUGUUCAGCACACUGUCGGCGUUCGGAACGCUGGCUCCUCCGCUGAUGGGGUACUUGAUCCGACAGGGGGGAUUCGAGCUGCAGGACGUCCUCCUCUACACCGUGGCGGCCUUCUACGCGAUCAGCGCCCUGUUUUUCUUCUUCGUGGGGGAGUCGGUGUUGGCUGACCACAAGCGAGACGGCAAGCUGAAGGAGGCUUGAGGUAGCGGCGUAGCGUGAGCCUGCAGAGUUGGCGCGUCUUGAAACGCGUCCCUUUCUUGAUAUUGCAACAACGAAUUUGAUGCCAAUAACGAUUUUCCUCUGGCGGAGGAAGUACAAGGACUAUCAUUGGUCGGAAUUAUGUACGCGGACUGUCUUUACCGUGCAGAGACGCAGAGGCGACGCUGGGAGGGGCGGGGAGGGGGUAGUUGGUCCAUCGUUGGGUCUAGAGGAAGUGCCUUGGCAUUAGGUGGCGUGCAUAUAAGAUGGUGAAGAACGUAGCUUGGUGUCGGAAGGGCUCAACCCUUAUCGCGGUGUCUGAUACACAUGAAACGUUUUUGGCCGCUGUGCCCCUGUUCGAAACGAUUUCCAUCCGUUGAUACCCCAUGCUGGUGCUGUGCGCGAAGGUUCACUGAACAGAGUUUCUGUGUAGGGUUCGUCCUGUGUACCCCCCAGUUGGUACGUCCACGUAUUUUACCGAAACGCGUAGUCUUGACGUCCAGAAAAACGCAGAAGUGUGUAUAGCGUGCGUGUGUGAGCAGUAAGGGGGUGGUCGACAAGUCUACAAGCCCUUGUUGUAGGCAGUCUUGAUUCGGCACGUGCACGUACAUGAUAUGGAUGGAUGCCUCGUCGUACGUGAUACUUAUUUUGUUGAACAGGCUACGAUGCCUUAACCACAUGUUGCUGUGUCAGGAUCCGGCGGCAAGAAUUCUUCGCACGUGAUUCUGGGCGCGUUGUGUCCUUGCGAUGCUUGAGGCCCGUGGUAAACCGCGAAACACGAUGCACACACACGUGCGGUGCACAGCAGUGGUGCGCGUUGUCGUUUUGAAGAGCAUGGUGUUGUCAUCGCCCUGUGGUCGCUUGCGAUGGAAUCGCGUUUUGUACAUACCGUUUCGCUUUGUUCGCUUCUCGCUUGUUCCCGUCCGUUCAACGACGACUCGCCGACGGCAUGUCUGUCGUCGGAAUAGGCAAUCAACCUCUCGAACCAGUAAUUAAUCGAGGAGUCGAUAAGCUCACGUAAUAAGUGUAUUCAACGGAGACAAGGUUGCGCUCCAUGCAUUCAGCAGAUAGAUGGAGAAGCGGGACACAUGCGAGCACGGUUGCUGUUGACGCCCAAUGGGUGGGGGUGUGGUGUCAUCAGCGAAGGGUCUCAACUUUUCAGCCGACGCACGACAUAGUCUAGAACAUGACUCGGGGGGAAUCGUCGUCGACAGACGUCGGGUAGGGUAUAUCGUACCCUCUAUGCAUAAGUAUGAUGGAUGGUGCUGUCGUAAAUACCCCCCCAUCUUUUCUAUUUGCGUGUCUUCUUUUAGGCAGCAAGCAGACUUCAUGACUAUAUUAACCUUUUGGCUGGUGGCGAGUCGAUUUUUUUCCACUCCUCACGUUGUCAUGUGCGUGUUUUCUCGAACGCGGACCGGCCACCGUCGCCGCGUGAUAGAAUUAUCAACAAGUUCGACGAUCUGAUGUCGGUCCCCUAUUAUUCCACGUUUUCCUUUCGUUUUUCGUUAUCUUUUUCCAAAUAGAACAAAUUUUCUGGCUAGUUUACAAAUCUUUCGGGGUACCAUAUGUUAUCAUAUCAGCCCGGGUCAAACAGGAGGAAGGUCACACGGGAGCGCUUCUUGUUAGUUGUUGCUUUGCCUGUCCUCCUGCGGUAUAGUCUAUGGUUUAGUUCAGUUUUUGUUGCGAGAAGGGUUACGUCUUCCCUCUUCUUCCCUCGUCAGUCGUUAAUAUGCAACGAAAGGUGCAUAAAUUGUCGCUUUCGACUUCAAAAUUGUAGGCAAAAAAAAAACUCCAUGGAGCAAAAUCGAGACCACAACCUGCUACAAGUGUGUGUGUGGGGGAGGGCGUCCUCAUAUGUUUUGCAUGCCUUAGCGGUUAGACCAUUGACCACGCGUCCUCGAGAGGGCGGAGCAACCUUCUGCUAGUGGGAAGCGGGAUUUGAAGCCGGGGUCCGUUCCAACACCAUCGUCGGGCUCUUUUCGUGGACGCCGAUGUGAAAAAAGUAAACCGUCCUCGCCAGACGUCGGGGAGUUUGAACCCCUUCAUGGACGGACGUGAUCUGAAUACGUCGACUAGACCUCGAAUUCCCCAACUCAGUAUUGACAUGCCCAUCCACGCGUUUUACCCUUGUCAAUCAAAACAGAAUCAAUCCGGCCGUCUAAUUAAUCUAUAACAGGGUCCUUUUGCCAGUCACGUACUUAUUGAAGCCAUCUAAGGCAUCUACAUAGUUAGCCGCUGAACCUACACAAACUGCUGUAGUAUGCAAUCUCCAAAUCACUUAAAAAUUCUGUUGGGCCCUCGAUUGCACCAACCACAACAGUGUGAGUGAGUUUUUCUCUCGCUAAAGUGGUAAUUUUCAAGGACCCGAUUGUGGUUGUCCCUCCAUAACUUUUGACUGAGAUCGAAAAAAAAAAAAAACAAGACAGCUUCAGAACGCCCGUAGCAUGGCGCAAAAGAGUAGCGAGUCGCCAGAGAAAAGACCAAAAAAAAAAAGUGCUGGCGGCGGGUCUCGAACCCCCGACCUUAGCCCGCGAGAAACUUUUCACCCAUAUAUUUACGUACCCAGAUUUUUGUUUUUCACGUCAACACACCUACACGUGUACCGGGAGACCCUGAACCACUUCACAAAUGCCUCUGCCGCGCCUAUAGCGUACCUAUAUCACCCGCUAACGUACUUCCGUCGCAAAAAUGUGCCAGCUUUCAACAAACACGUCGCUUUUGUACAACAUUCCAUCCAGAAAAACAGGGAAAAAAACUGAAAGAGUUCCGCUCAACGAACAAGAAUGCGCCAUCCAUCU